This is a messenger RNA of Folsomia candida, 1991 nucleotides long. Its product is annotated as solute carrier family 43 member 3. Gene Ontology annotation, molecular function: transmembrane transporter activity. The record is from RefSeq and is a predicted model, not a curated record. Bases 334 to 1842 code for a protein of 502 amino acids. The transcript has 11 exons. Lineage: Eukaryota; Metazoa; Arthropoda; Collembola; Entomobryomorpha; Isotomidae. Gene Ontology annotation, biological process: transmembrane transport.
CGGGGUAAAGAGUUCCAGUCGAAAGGGAGAUCCUGCUGUGAGAGGAGAGAUAAAAUUGAGACUUUUUUACAAUUCAUUCCAUUUGUGUUUUACUUACUUACUUUUCUUUUUUUAUGCGAGAAUAGCUUGAAUUUCAUUAGUUACACGAGGUCUUUAAACUCGGGAAGUCGUUAAUUUUUAAUAAUCCGUGCAAUUUUUGAUACAUACUUUUUUUCUUAAGCCGGCCAGUGGGGAUAAGGGUGAGAUUUUGGAUAAGAAUUAUCACGCCAUAUUUUUUGUGGAGAGGAAAUUCAUAGACAGAAAAAGGGACAUAAUUAAUUCUAGUCAGUGAAAAUGGUUCCGUGGAGACCACUUGUUACCGUCGCGAUAGGAUUUUGCGAAUCCUUGAUUUUCUCCGGGUUAAUUUUUGGGUGGCCGAGUUUGGUUCAUGUGUUACAAAUUGAGGGGGUUUAUUCACACUUGUGUCUCACUGGGGAGGAUUAUGGUCAAAAUGCGACUAGUUUGUUGCUUGGAGGAGGAAAUAAUGCGACUGGAGAUGACCACGUGAUCAUUAAAUGUAAAGACCAAGACAACAUGUUCGGUCUGUUAUAUUCCGUCAUGUUGGCAGCAUUUGGCAUUCCAUCCGUAAUUAUUGGAUUCUCCCUGGACUACUUGGGUCUCCGGUAUACGAGAUUGUUCGGAAACACAAUGGUUCUGGCUGGAUUUUUAUCGCUGUCUUUCGCAACAGCAGAAACCCCGUGGCUCCUAUGGCCUGGAAUGCUGUGCAUUUGCCUUGGUGCGAACACCCUCCGGUUGUGUGCCCUCCAGUAUGGGAACGCUUGGCCGGAGAAGCGAUCAACAAUCAUGUUUCUGUACACGUCUGCCCAUGCUAUCUCCACGACGGUGUUUCUCAUGUUUCAGUACGCCAAUUCCGCCGGCUUAUCCCUACAAACGUCAGCCUUAGCAGUUUCUGUAAUCUGUGGUCUGACUUUCGUCAGCACUUUCAUCCUUCCCAAAAUGAAGGUGGAAGAACCAGCCGCUCCUGAGCCGGAAUACAAGGAGAAAAUCCCAAUGAAAUCAUCCAAGGAUAACGUUUUUCUGGAGAAAUCUCGAGAAGCUGGAGAACUGGAGAGGAGCGUGGGUCAUCUCGACAAAGAGGAAAAGAGCCAAUCCGACACUACCGUCAUUCCGUUGAUGGAAUCCAUCAAAACCAUGUCAUUCGUACUCCACAUGAUCUGGCUCAUCAACGUCUACAUGUUACGAUUCUACAUUACGAGUUUUAACACGUGGGCGUGGAAGACGACAAACGAUGCGAGUCAAGUUGCGUUUUACAACUCGUUUGCUGGCACGUGUUCCUUAAUUUCGCCAUUUAUCAGCCCAAUUGGAGGAAUUGUGACGGAUUAUAUUACAAAGAAGGCUGGACAGAAGGAGGACAAAGUGGAACGACUCGCAUCGAAAUUCCAAGCUCCCGUUUUAAUCCUUUGUGUAACUACGACACUAAUUUUGUCGGUUUAUGUGUGCAAAUUAUUCUACUCUCCGUUGGCUGUGUACAUUUCAAUCGUGAUGGUCUCGAUAGCCAGGCCGGUUACUAUAGCGAGUGUGUAUACCUAUGUGCGAAUUAGGUUUUAUCCGGAACAUUUCAACCGACUCACGGGAUUAGGAUUUACAGUGAUUUCUAUAGUUUGUCUGGCCCAGUAUCCGAUGUAUGUUUGGCUUUUCCAUUCCGAUGAGAGUUACACUCUGGCGAGCACAUCCUUUUGCAUAGUGAUUUUGUGCACGUUCAUCAGCCCUGGACAUUUGAUGCUUAGACGAUUCCCACUUCGAUUUGCAGCAGAAGAGAUUCGAAAUCGAAAAAAUGUUUAAUUCCAUUUGUGUUUUGUCAUUACUAAAGAGAUACGAUUAUGUAAUAUGGUAGACUAUUUUUAGUAGAGUUAUGUAUCUAUUUCCAGAGUUGUAUUUUAUUCAUCAUGUAAAUUUUUAAUAAAAUCAAAGUAAUUGCUGUACUUUAUAAA